Messenger RNA from Planococcus citri (citrus mealybug), 566 nucleotides. It is a transcript of the gene EMRE, whose product is annotated as Essential MCU regulator. Gene Ontology annotation, biological process: mitochondrial calcium ion homeostasis; calcium import into the mitochondrion. Gene Ontology annotation, cellular component: mitochondrial inner membrane; uniplex complex. The record is from RefSeq and is a predicted model, not a curated record. The transcript has a single exon. NCBI's taxonomy places the organism in Eukaryota, Metazoa, Arthropoda, Insecta, Hemiptera, Pseudococcidae. Bases 122 to 373 code for a protein of 83 amino acids.
AUUUUCCUUCCCCUCCACCCCUGUUUUAUCAGCAAUCCGUUUGGUGUUUUAUUGAUAAAAUCAAAAUUUGGAAUAUUUUUUAGUAAAUUAGUUUCAAUUUCCCAUCUUUUGCAUCUGCACAAUGCUUAGUCGAGUAUCGAAUAUGCUGAAAACUCAACUAAGACCUCAUCCAGUUCUCAAACGAACGGUCACAACCACACCAACCGGAGCUUUAUUGCCAGCACCUGAACAGACAUCAUUUGGAUUGAUCAAGGUAUGCUUAGCUGUAAUUCCAGGACUUCUGAUCGGGGCGACUAUAAGUAAAUACAUGGCAAACUUCUUAGAAGAGAAUGAACUCUUCGUACCAUCGGAUGAUGACGACGAUGACGACUAAGUACCGCCUCGCUUCAAGUUCGCUUUGUGAUAUCAUUACCUUUUAAGUUAUAUCUGUUCAUGAACAAAAACUACCAUUACUUAUAUUUUACCAAUGUUAAUGUUUUGUUGCUUUAAUUCGAGCAUUUGUAAUAGUUAAUACUUGCUUCAAUGUACAACGCCUAUACUGCAAUAUAAGUUUUCUAAAAUUUAAA